AUGAUUGAUAUUAAAAUUCAGUUUUUGUUAUUCAAUUACAUUGUAUUUGCCUUUGCUGAGGAUUAUGAAAGUGACGAUAAACUAUACAUGCUGGUAUCCCAAGACCAGCACCAACACACGCCGCGACUGGAAGACUUCUUCUGGACAGGAUCUGGAGAUGGACCACCGCCACCACCAGAUCCGCCCCUCCCUGCACCAGUGCAACCUUCUACACCAGUCGUGCGGACUACCACAGUCCUUGCUACUGUCUACCUGGAUUCUUAUCCACCACAGGCGGUGACAGACAAAUCGACAGGCGAGUGCGUGCUAAAUUGUGGCGAGCCUGGCGUACCAGGUAGCUUGGAACCAGAGAUCCCCGAUGAUCGAAGGUACUGGCUCCUCACUGUCAUUCAGGGAUCCACACCAGAUAGCCUGCAAUUGAGACUCGCUAGGUUGUACCAGAAAGCCUUCUUGAGGCAACAAGAGCGUCACCUGGGCAUCAUCAAAUCUCUCGACGCACCACCUGCUCGAAAGAAACAUGACGUCCAUUCAUUUGCAGUGAAUAAAGAUAAUAAUAUUAGUCCAGUAGGCCCACAAGGCACUAACUCGCCAUUCAAAUAUCUUGAUAUUGAUGCAUCAAUGGUUCCUAUAGAUUCAAUUGUAGGUACGAUGAUAAACAAUGAUGAAAAUUCAAACACGAAGCUUCUAGAGUCUUCCAGAGAAUUUGUGUACCCAGCUAAUAUAGAAAUGUUUUCUAUUGACGCUAAUACGUUAACUCUAAAUGCUGAGAUAAAGGCUACGAAGUUGAAUGAAGUAGAAUCUUGGAUACUAGCUACACCAACUGUGUCCAUUCGUAAAAGAGAAGUGACUGAUAGAGAGCAAUUGGAAGAAAUAAAAGAAGACUCGAUAGACAUUCCUCUAGAAUCGGAAGUUAAUGAGACGAUGUUGUUUAAGCGGGAGAUUUUGAAGCCGGAGCAGCAGCCGCCAGUGCAAGUUCAUAUACAAAAUAUUACAGAGUCUCCAGAAACGGGUAGCAUUCAGAUAGUUUACGUGGUGCUGGUCGGUGGCAGAGCUGUGCCAGCUGCGGUGGCUGCGAGAGAUAUGCGGCUGGUCAGAGACGCUGAAGUCGCGAGAGAAUUGGGUGCUGUUGUCACUACCAAAGCUGAGCCAGCGUACCUAAAAACAGCGGAGGGUUUGGAAGGAGAUGCAGGGGGUGGCGUGCAUGGUACUGAGCUAUGGGCACUGGCUGUGGGAGCUACAGUAGCCGUACUGUUGCUGCUCGUAUUGUUGGCUCUCUUGUGUCUGGCUCACAGAAAAAAGACAAUGAAAUCUGCAGCUUCCAUCCGAGCUUACAGAAAUGAGUUAUUAAGAGAAGCAGAGAGGAAUCAAUUGAAACAGGUGCAUGAAGAGAAAGAUGGAAGGCUGAUCAGCGUGGUGUCACCAAGUAGGACGAGGCCCAGUAGUACUCUAUUACCGAUUUACAGAGCUGCUAGUGCUGUUAGCAGUUCAUCAACCUCUUCUGGAGUGUCGGAGGUGGCGACAGCAUUCCGUCGUCGACAGAAGAAGCCACAUGCUCUCAGAAUGCCACAGAAGAAGAGGGUGGGUACGACAGAUAGUCUGCUAGAAGCUGCUGGACUGGACAGCUCUGACAGUGGGCAACCAUCAGCGCCACCUACUCCAACCUCGUACCUCUCGAUGCCUUCCGUCAAUGCUUUCCCAAGAGGCAACGUAGUAGAACCACUCUCUCGUAUAUUAGAACCGGUAUCAGUGCGUCACCUGGACAUCGACUCCCCAGCAGUAUCCCCAAAGAAGAAUAAAGACGCUAGCAAAGACGUCGUGCCUCGACGGCAGAUGGCGUCCCAAUUAGUAAGACUAGGGAGCAUAGACAAGGAUCCAGGAGUUAUUGGACCUCUCGUCUGGGAUCUGCAUUGUCAGAGGAUUAAGGAUUCCUCUAAACCAUCAAGUCCAGCAAGAUCUGCUACAUCAGCUCGCAAGGAGCCAGGAGCCUCUCGCAUGAGGCAGAGGUUCAACGAGCUGAUGGAUGAUGCAUUCACACUGUUCGGCAGUGUCGGAUCCAGUCCCAAUUCUCAGGAUACUUAUACCGUGGAGGAACGGGACCCUAAAGAAAAGGGGACGCAAAAUGCUGGGGUCGCUACAGUUCCAGAUUCAACCGAGCAGUUGGCUCAAGCUCGCAACGACAACGUUCGACUCCCGGGCUCACCAUACACCGCUAUGGAUACCGUAAGGGGGAGGUCAGCUGGACCAGGGCGAGCCGGUCCCAGUACAUCAACGCCAGUGCAGACAGAGGGCGGUCGCCCUCGCACGUCGUUCACUCGGACUGCGGCGGAGAGACGGGUGCCUCCACCCACCAGGGCCUGGGGACAAACUCCCCCACAGUCCCUAGGUGGGCGGCCGACGGUGAACCCCGCGCUUAUAACGGCUGAGGGCAGGCUACAGGCCGAGGACCCAGCCAUACCGCUCAUAUCCGCCAUCAAGACCGAGAUACAACGCAUCAAGGAGACCGCCACUAAACCAAGUACACUGCCAAAAUGA
This is a messenger RNA of Spodoptera littoralis (African cotton leafworm), 2532 nucleotides long. NCBI's taxonomy places the organism in Eukaryota, Metazoa, Arthropoda, Insecta, Lepidoptera, Noctuidae. The record is from the annotation of a GenBank genome assembly.